This is a messenger RNA of Exophiala aquamarina CBS 119918, 1728 nucleotides long. Its product is annotated as pyruvate decarboxylase. NCBI's taxonomy places the organism in Eukaryota, Fungi, Ascomycota, Eurotiomycetes, Chaetothyriales, Herpotrichiellaceae. Gene Ontology annotation, molecular function: carboxy-lyase activity; thiamine pyrophosphate binding; magnesium ion binding. The record is from RefSeq and is a predicted model, not a curated record. Bases 1 to 1728 code for a protein of 575 amino acids. The transcript is spliced from 2 exons.
AUGGCUUCUAGCACUGAUAUUCGCACCGCGGAGCUGAGAGAGCCCGUUGACGUCGCGACUUACUUAUUUACAAGGCUCAAACAGAUAGGAAUCGAUUCUAUUCAUGGUCUGCCUGGAGACUUCAACCUGGUGGCUCUCGACUAUCUGGAAGGGCUCGGACUCAGAUGGGUGGGCAAUUGCAAUGAGCUCAAUGCAGGCUAUGCAGCAGACGGUUACGCUCGCGUCAAGGGCAUCUCAGCAGUGAUCACCACGUUUGGUGUAGGAGAGUUGUCCCUUCCCAAUGCAAUUGCCGGGGCGUAUGCUGAAUUCGUUCCCGUCGUCCAUAUUGUUGGUACACCAAGCACAAAAUCUCAGGCAAAUGGAAUGCUGCUUCAUCAUACCCUGGGCAAUGGGAAUUUUCACACCUUUGCCGACAUGGCUGCCUAUCUUGCCGUGGACGUUGCCAAAUUGGUCGAACCACGCGAUAUUCCUUCCCAAAUCGAUCACAUCCUUCGUGAGUGCUAUCUCCAAAGUCGACCUGUCUACAUCACUCUCCCAACCGAUAUCGUACAAAAGCAAGUGGAAGGCGAGAGGCUCAAGACAAACAUCGAUCUUAGCCCGCACCAGAACGACCCGGAGAAAGAGGACUAUGUGGUUGACGUCGUCUUGAGAUACCUCACCGCAGCGAAGAAUCCCGUCAUUUUGGUUGACAGCUGUGCUAUACGCCACCGGGUCCUAGAGGAGACACACGAACUCAUUGAGAAAUCCGGUCUGCCAGUUUUCGUCGCUCCCAUGGGGAAGGGAGCGGUGGAUGAGACCAUUCCACAAUUUGGAGGCGUGUAUGCCGGUGAUGGCUCCAAUGCUGGUGUACAGGAGCGUGUUGAGGCAGCCGACUUGCUUAUAACAAUUGGUAGUGUCAAAUCUGACUUCAACACUGCGGGAUUCACGUACAGGACGUCACAGCUGAAGACAAUCGAUUUGCACAGCACAUUUACCCGGGUGCGGUAUUCCGAGUAUCCAGGGGUUGGCAUGAAGGGUGUGCUGAAGAACCUGAUCAGCAAACUGCCCAAACUUAAUAUACAGCCGGGACCUACACCCCCUCAGAACAAGCUUCCGGGAGACCAAGACAAGGCUAGAUCGGUCAUUACACACGGCUGGUUCUGGCCAAGGCUGGGCCAAUUCCUGCAGGAGGGUGAUAUUGUCCUCACCGAAACAGGGACUUCGAACUAUGGUAUCUUCGACACUCGUUUCCCCAAGAAUGUCACCAACAUCAGCCAAAUCCUCUGGGGCAGUAUUGGAUACGCGACCGCAUCAGCCCAAGGAGUUGCUCUUGCAGCCAAAGAUAUUGGGGGCAAAGGUCGAACAGUUCUGUUUACUGGAGAUGGUAGUUUUCAACUCACCUGCCAGGAGGUCAGUACAAUGAUUCGACACAAUCUCAAUCCAAUAAUAUUCAUCAUCUGCAACGAUGGCUACACGAUCGAAAGACUCAUUCACGGCAUGGAUGCAGGCUAUAAUGACAUUCAAAACUGGAACUAUAAAGAUCUGCUACCUGCCUUUGGUGCCAAGGAGGGUAACUUCAAAACCUACCAGGUCAAGACAACAGACGAAGUAAACGCCCUUUUCCAAGACAAAAACUUUGCGAGCGCGCCUUACUUACAACUAGUUGAGUUGUACAUGCCGAGAGAUGAUGCUCCUGUUCCGCUGAAAAAGACUGCUGAGAAUGCUGCUAGGCUAAACGCAAGGAAAUGA